GAGUAUUCAGUUUGUCAGGGAUAGUUUUCUUCUAUGGAUAUGGGUAAAUUGCGAUUACAGCCACUGAAUUUGCGUAUGGGGAGUAGAACUUCACCGAAGCGUUUCCUCUACGAAGACUACAGUUGAUGCUUGCCACAGAGGGUGAUCAAGCUGUGCCCAUUUAGGUUCAUGUACUGAAACGGAGACAACGGUGCUUUCGCCUGAUCGCUGCUUAGUGCCGUAAACAUCCAGGCCUUCGCUAUGAGGGCACUUGCAGGUGGUUUCCACAGCAUUGAUUGAUAGGAGUCAUUCCGAAGGAUCCUUCAAUUUAUCUCUCUCUCGACUGCUUUGACUGCUCAUAGGGAGCUGCUGGCUUUCCAAGCUGUCACCGUACGUAUUGUUGUUGCCCAGCUCGAUUCUAUUCCUAAUUGCUGUCUGAGGUCCCCACUCAUUCUGACUAGUCACACUCAUUCACGAUGUCAGGGGGGAAUAAGGUUUUUGAGAUCACAGUGAUGGGUAGUGGUGGCAGCAAGAGAUGUUCUUAGUGACGGCAUUACCUUCCUGCGAGACUCCUGCCCUUCGUCUAGUUUCUCAGCUGUAUUGAGCACACUCUGUUGGGAUUUUGAUUUGGGUACAAGGCAUAGUGUGAGAAUAAUUCCUUGAAGGAGCUGGAUAUUUUCUCAUCACCUGCAUGCUCAAGAGUACUUUCGUUGUAGAGUAGUUCAGGAGAACUGUCUAUUUGAGCGAGAGAUACUAGGUAGCUAGAAUGAUGACGGAAGUCCGGCAAUGGCCGGCAUUGAUGAAGCUUCUCCCCCAGGUUACGAUGAUAUUCGUGCUCUGCUCUUGGGGCGUACCGAUUUUAGCAAUCUCAUUGCCUGACGAAGUGCACAUUCUUGUGAACAUUAAGGCGACAUUUGUGAAUGGUGAGAAGGAGCUGGAAGACUGGAGCGUGGGAAGCCAAUCUCCGUGUGAAUGGACGGGUGUGACCUGCAACAACGUUACUUUCGAAGUGACAGCACUAAAUUUGUCGGCACUAGCCCUUGGAGGAGAGAUCUCUCCGUUGAUUGGACUCUUGGAAAGCCUUCAAGUCUUGGACCUCAGCGGUAACAAUAUAUCUGGACAAAUUCCGGUUGGAAUCUGCAACUGCACGAACUUGAUCCAUUUAGAUUUGUCUUCGAAUAAACUCGUUGGCGAGAUUCCAUAUCUUUUAUCGCAAUUGCAGCUGCUUGAGUUCUUGAAUCUGAGGAGUAACAAGCUUUCGGGUUCCAUUCCUUCCUCGUUUGCUGGCCUGCCAAAUCUGCGACACUUGGAUAUGCAGUUUAAUAUUUUGUCGGGUCCCAUACCUCCCUUACUCUUCUGGAGUGAAACUUUACAGUACUUAAUGUUGAAGUCAAACCAGCUCACAGGAGGUUUGUCUGAUGACAUGUGCAAAUUAACGCAGCUUGCCUAUUUCAAUGUCCGCGAAAACAAACUUUCGGGACCACUACCGGCUGGCAUUGGAAACUGCACAUCCUUUCAAAUUUUAGACUUGAGCUAUAACAACUUUUCUGGGGAGAUACCGUAUAACAUUGGCUACUUGCAAGUCAGCACCCUGUCGUUGGAAUCAAACAAUCUUACUGGAGUGAUUCCUGAUGUGUUAGGCCUGAUGCAAGCCCUGGUGAUACUUGACCUAAGCAACAACAAGCUUGAAGGUCAGAUUCCUCGAUCACUAGGAAAUUUGACUUCUCUUACGAAACUAUAUCUGUACAAUAAUAACAUCUCGGGACCCAUACCGAAAGAAUUUGGAAACAUGUCGCGACUGAAUUACCUAGAACUGAGCGCUAAUAGUCUAAUAGGGGAAAUACCAUCCGAAAUAUGCUACCUCACUGGUCUGUUCGAAUUGGAUUUGUCUAAUAAUCAACUGAAGGGUUCUAUUCCAGAGAACAUCAGCUCACUUGCAGCUCUAAAUCUUCUGAACCUGCACGGUAACCAGCUAACUGGAAGCAUUUCUCCAGCAUUGCAGCAGCUUACCAACCUUACCUUACUAAAUCUGGCCUUCAACAACUUCACCGGAAGUGUGCCAGAGGAGAUUGGCAUGAUUGUGAACCUGGAUAUACUAAAUUUGUCGAAGAACAGUCUAACUGGACAAAUACCUCCUUCAAUUUCGAAUCUCGAGCAUCUGCUUGAAAUAGAUCUACAGAACAAUAAGUUGAGUGGAACUAUACCAAUUGCGCUUGGCAACCUGAAGAGUCUUGGCUCCCUUGAUUUGUCGCAAAACCAACUCCAAGGACCUAUCCCUCCCGAGCUUGGCAAACUGCUGGAACUAUCCUACUUGAACCUAUCUAACAAUCAUCUCUCGGGCACUAUUCCUCGAGAUCAAGUCUUUUCCAGAUUUCCAACCAGCAGCUACUUUGGGAACCCCUUGCUGUGCUUAAACUCCACAUCACCUUGUGGACUAAACUCUCAGCAGCCCGGAGAAAUCGCAUCACAACGCCCAGGAGCCCUUGGGCCAUCCGCUACAUGGGGAAUUACGAUAUCAGCACUUAUCCUGCUCGCUCUCCUUACUGUUGUGGCUAUUCGAUAUUCACAGCCACAUGGAUUCAAAAUAUCUUCGAAUAAAACAGCCCAAGGUCCACCAAGUUUUGUGAUAUUUCACCUAGGAAUGGCUCCUCAAUCUUACGAGGAGAUGAUGCAGAUUACGGAAAAUCUUAGUGAAAAAUAUGUGAUUGCGAGAGGAGGUUCAAGCACGGUUUACAGGUGUAGCCUUAGAAACGGCCAUCCUAUUGCAAUUAAGAAGCUUUACAACCAGUUCUCACAGAAUGUGAACGAAUUUGAGACAGAAUUGAUAACAUUGGGAAACAUCAAGCAUCGAAAUCUUGUGACUCUGCGAGGAUUCUCAAUGUCCUCCAUCGGGAACUUUCUCUUCUAUGAUUGCAUGGAUAAUGGAAGCCUUUAUGAUAACCUACACGGUCGUGUGAAAAACAAGCUCGACUGGAACACGAGGCUCAAAAUCGCAUCAGGAGCAGCACAAGGACUGGCGUAUCUUCACAAAGACUGCAAACCCCAAGUUGUGCAUCGUGACGUGAAAUCAUGCAACAUUCUCCUGGACGCAGACAUGGAGCCACAUGUGGCCGAUUUUGGCAUAGCAAAGAACAUCCAGCCAGCUAGGACCCACACAUCCACUCAUGUUAUGGGCACGAUUGGAUAUAUAGAUCCCGAGUAUGCCCAGACGUCUCGCUUGAAUGAGAAGUCAGACGUCUACAGCUUCGGCAUUUUACUUUUGGAGAUUCUCACCAACAAAAAAGCAGUCGACGAUGAAGUGAAUCUCCUUAACUGGGUCAUGUCCCGAUUAGAAGGCAAAACAAUGCAGAAUGUGAUUGACCCCUACGUCACAGCCACUUGCCAAGACCUGGACUCGCUGGAGAAGACUCUCAAGCUGGCCCUUCUUUGCUCCAAGGAUAACCCCUCGCAUCGUCCAUCAAUGUACGAUGUGUCUCAAGUGCUGCUCUCUCUGCUACCACCACAGUACUCAGAUGAUUUUCACACUUCGAAUUCGUUUCCUUCGACUCAACGACGCUACGUUGACAUGUACAGCACCAAGCACACCGAAUCGUUUUCUCUGAGUAAGACCUCAUCUGGGGACACACUUUUGUACCAGUUCAAAGAAGCGAUUUCCGGAGAAUUUCCUCAGCCUCAGGACCAGAAUCUGCAGCGACAUGAUUGACGAGGAAUGGAUAAUCCGAAAACAUAGAAGGGUUGGAUAUGGAUAGUAAUUAGAUCGGCAUGCCGCAUCACGAUCUGCAGCAGGCUGAACUUCUGGUGGUCUUCCGAAACAAUUCGAUGACGUGCUAGUCCUCACAAUGACGAGCAUUUCAUAGAACGAGAACGCAAUGCCUGUUGAAGGAUGCUCUCCAUCCAGACAUCGAGCGGCAAUGAGCGUCAGGCUCGAUCUCAAGCCUUGAAAGCGGUGGAGUGAGCCUGCAAGGUUCUGAUCCAGAACACAUGGAGCACAUCUUGUGGCAAAGUUUUGACAGAGGAUUGCUAGAGGGAUAGAUCUAUACAGAGGCGAUUCUCAGAGAUAAUCGUCCAAAGAGGAUCUCAUCAUAGAAUUGAGAACAUGUGAGGUCCAUGCUCAGUUGUAAUUAUACCACCCUGUUGCUACCAUAUGCACUCUCAGUUUUCAACAUUGAAGUGCAGUUGUACCAAUACUUAAUGUUCCUUUAAAGUCUAGAUUACGGUAGCUUCUCAUGCAGGCUAUUACAUUAAUCUCUUAGACUUGUUCAUGUGGUAAUUAACUAGAUAACUGCGCUGGUUAUGAAGCUUUAGAAAGGAGAAAAUGGAGUUCUAAUAAGCAAGACCCUCCGUAGCUUGCAGACUAUUGUUACAGCAAAUGCAUUCUAUAGUAUGUAUUGUAUCCAGUGUUUUCAGUAAUGAGAAUGUCGGUUCACUUGUAGAAAA
Messenger RNA from Physcomitrium patens, 4416 nucleotides. RefSeq lists its product as uncharacterized. The record is from RefSeq and is a predicted model, not a curated record. Gene Ontology annotation, molecular function: protein kinase activity; protein binding; ATP binding. Gene Ontology annotation, biological process: protein phosphorylation. NCBI's taxonomy places the organism in Eukaryota, Viridiplantae, Streptophyta, Bryopsida, Funariales, Funariaceae.